Messenger RNA from Jatropha curcas, 2585 nucleotides. Its product is annotated as Glycosyl hydrolase family protein. The record is from RefSeq and is a predicted model, not a curated record. Gene Ontology annotation, molecular function: xylan 1,4-beta-xylosidase activity; alpha-L-arabinofuranosidase activity. Gene Ontology annotation, biological process: arabinan catabolic process; xylan catabolic process. Lineage: Eukaryota; Viridiplantae; Streptophyta; Magnoliopsida; Malpighiales; Euphorbiaceae.
AAUAAUGCUAUCAUCUGAUCUCCCAAUUAUUUGAACCCACUGUUCUCCAAAAUAAACCAUCACUUUGUGUAUGCAUAUAACUGAGUUUCAGACACCCAAUGGAUCCUUUUUUGAGAUAUCUCUUUUUCCUCGUCCUCUUCUUCAAACUCUCAAUCUCUACUUCCAUAUCAGAAAUCCCUAAAUUCCCAUGUCAACCACCACGCUAUAACUCCUACACCUUCUGCAACCAAUCUUUAUCUAUUACCACAAGAGCUCAGUCUCUUAUAUCUCUCCUAACCCUUCAAGAAAAGAUCUUUCAGCUAUCUGAUAAUGCUUCAGGAAUCCCAAGACUUGGAAUUCCACCAUAUGAAUGGUGGUCUGAGUCUCUCCACGGGAUUGCCAUUAAUGGCCCUGGUGUCUCCUUCAGUAAUGGACCUGUUUCUGCAGCUACCGGUUUCCCUCAAGUUAUUGUCACUGCUGCUGCUUUUAAUAGAACGCUUUGGUUCUUGAUUGGAUCAGCUAUUGCCAUUGAGGCUAGAGCUAUGUAUAAUGUUGGGCAAGCAGGGUUGACAUAUUGGGCACCUAAUAUUAAUGUUUUUAGAGACCCUAGAUGGGGAAGAGGCCAAGAAACUCCUGGUGAGGAUCCCAUGGUGGCUUCUGCUUAUGCAAUUGAGUUUGUUAAGGGUUUUCAAGGCGGGAACUGGAAGAGAAAUGGUGAUGGAAGUGGUAGAUAUGGGUUUGGAGAGAAAAGGGUUUUGAGAGAGGAUGGUAAGGUUGAUGAUGGGCUUAUGUUGUCUGCUUGUUGCAAACAUUUUACCGUUUAUGACUUGGAGAAAUGGGGCAAUUUCAGAAGAUAUUCUUUCAACGCUUUGGUUACAGAGCAAGAUUUAGAAGAUACGUAUCAGCCUCCAUUUCGUAGUUGUAUACAACAAGGUAAAGCAAGUUGCUUAAUGUGUUCCUAUAAUGAAGUCAAUGGAGUGCCUGCAUGUGCAAGAGAGGAUCUGUUACAAAAAGCGAGAACAGAAUGGGGCUUUGAAGGAUAUAUCGUCUCAGACUGUGAUGCUGUGGCUACAAUUUUCGAGUAUCAGAACUACACAAAGAGCCCUGUGGAUGCAGUUGCUAUUGCCCUUAAAGCAGGUAUGGAUAUUAAUUGUGGCUCAUAUCUGAAACGCCAUGCUCAAUCUGCAGUUGAUAAAGGUGAGUUGCGAGAAGAGGAUAUAGACAGAGCUCUUCUCAAUCUUUUCUCAGUUCAACUCCGACUUGGGCUGUUUGAUGGAGACCCCAAAAAAGGGCAGUUUGGAAAGCUGGGUCCUCAAGAUGUUUGCACCCAAGAGCAUAAGGCACUGGCGCUUGAAGCAGCCAGGCAAGGAAUUGUGCUUCUGAAAAAUGAUAACAAGUUCCUACCUUUGAAUAAGAAAGCUGUUUCUUCCUUGGCAAUUAUUGGCUCACUAGCAAACAGUGCAAGCAGUUUGGGUGGUGACUACACAGGUUUAACUGCAACAACUAGUAGAUAUCCAUGUAAUCCACAGAGCCUUUUUGAUGGGCUUAAAGCCUACAUAAUGAAGACAUCUUAUGCAAUUGGUUGCCAUGACGUGUCUUGUGAUUCCGAUGCUCAGUUUGAUGAAGCAAUGCAUAUUGCCAAAAGUGCUGAUUUUGUAAUCAUAGUUGCUGGGCUUGAUUUGUCACAAGAAACUGAAGAUCAUGACCGUGUUAGUCUUCUGUUACCUGGUAAACAGAUGAACCUGGUAUCUUCUGUUGCAGCAGCUAGUAAAAAGCCAGUGAUUCUAGUUCUCACCGGCGGAGGACCACUUGAUAUAUCAUUUGCCAAAAGAGAUCCAAGAAUUGCUAGCAUUCUUUGGAUUGGGUAUCCUGGUGAAGCUGGUCCAAAAGCACUUGCGGAAGUUAUCUUUGGUGAAUAUAAUCCAGGCGGAAGACUUCCAAUGACUUGGUAUCCUGAGUGGUUCACCAAGAUACCAAUGAAUGAUAUGCGCAUGCGAGCUGAUCCUUCCCGUGGAUAUCCAGGAAGAACAUAUCGUUUUUACACAGGAAAUCGAGUAUAUGGAUUUGGUGAAGGCUUAAGCUACUCUAAUUAUACUUAUAAGUUCUUGUCAGCACCAAGCAAGUUGAGUCUGUCAAAAUCUUUGACAGCUACCUCAAGAAAGAGAAUACUGAACCAGAGCGGAGGAAGAUUCAAUUAUAUACAUAUUGACGAGAUGAACUCUUGCAAUUCUUUGACAUUUUAUGUGCAAAUAUCUGUCACAAAUGCUGGAGAUAUGGAUGGAAGCCACGUUGUGAUGUUGUUCUCUAGAGUGCCAAAAUUUUUUGAAGGCACUCCAGAAAAACAACUUAUUGGAUUUGAUCGUGUGCAUACUAGUUCACGAAAAUCUACUGAAACAAGCAUCUUCAUUGAUCCUUGCAAAGAUCUUAGCAUUGUAAAUGAGCAGGGGAAAAGGAUAAUGCUGUUGGGUGAUCAUGUUCUGUUGUUAGGAGAUUUAGAGCAUUUUGUUACAAUUGAAGCUUAUUAAUGCCAUCCAUUGUUCAAUUUGUAUUAUUUGAAUAUGUUGAAAUGCCCAAAUAUGUCCUUGUUCUCUGUAUGUUUGUUUUAA